AUGGCUGGCUUUUCUCACAUUGAUCCUAACGACCCCGCCUUCACCCACAAGUUCGCUCAAACGAAGAACCUCAGAUAUCACUAUGUCGAGGCUGGUGAUCCCAAGGGUGAGCCUCUGGUCUUGGUCCACGGGUUCCCCGACCUCUGGUACGGCUGGAGAUACCAGAUCAAGUUCUUUGCCGAGCUCGGAUACCGCGUCAUUGCCAUUGACAAUGUUGGCUACGGACAGACCGAGGCACCUAUGGAAUUGGAGAAGUACGGAUUGAAGGCCCAGUCCGAUCAAUUGGCCGGUCUCUUGGAUGCCCUCGACAUCCCCAAGAUCACUUUGAUCGGACAUGACUGGGGUGGAGCCUUCGUCUGGAGAUUCGGACUUUACUACCCUAACCGCGUCAGCGGCAUCAUCAGGUACGUUCAGGACUCUUGCGUCUUCCCAAUCGCUUUGUCAUUUUCCCCACGUUACAGAGCGGAGGCAAUGGAUAAUUUCCAGUUGGUCAGCGAUGCGAGGCGAUUUGCAUGCGAGUGUGCCCAGUGCAUGAAAUUCGCCUACCAGCGCGAGUUUGUUGAUCCCGAGACCGUCGCCAAGUUUGACAAUAACAAAUCCAAGUUCAUCUUGGGGGUCUUGAAGGCUGGCGAGUGCCAUGGUCAGGCUGAGUUGGACUACAUGGUCCAGGAAUACUCCCACAGUGGCUACCGCGGACCUCUCAACUACUACAAGACCAGAAGAAUCAACUUCGACGACGAAUUAGCUCACCUCCCCCACAAACACCAACAUAUCAUCCACACCCCCUCUUGGAUGAUCCUCGCCAAGAAUGAUCCUUACCUGUUGCCACACAUGGCUAAUGGAAUGGAGAAGGUUAUUCCCGGGGUCAAGUUUGCGACGAUUGACGCGGGACAUUUCUGUAUGACGGAGAAAGUUGAGGAGGUUAACCAGACUUUGAAGACGGCGGUUGAGGAUUUGAUCGCGAGACGUAAUGCGGCCACCGCUUCUAAGGCGUCUUUGUAG
Linnemannia hyalina is the source of this 1002-nucleotide messenger RNA. NCBI's taxonomy places the organism in Eukaryota, Fungi, Mortierellomycota, Mortierellomycetes, Mortierellales, Mortierellaceae. The record is from the annotation of a GenBank genome assembly.